AUGCAGGAGGACGGAGAAGCCCGGUGGAGAAAGGAAGGAAGCACCAUUCAAGAGGAGGAAAGCAGUUCACAUGGAGCAGCCCUGCCUAGUCCCGAUGUUCCUUCCAUGGGAGACGGGGAAAAGCCAGGAGGCUCCACGGCUGCAGGAGGGAUGAGCCCUGGUGGACCACGGGAAAGGGGGCUGCCUGGAGGACGAUGCGGGAAGAAGGAAACGCUUGGAGACCCUGAGACGGCCCUGGAGGGUGGUGGGUAUUUCGGAAGACUUGGGAAUCCCCAAAGGAUCCAGGAGGGAGAAAUGAAAUAUCAGUGCCCAGAAUGUGAAAAAUCUUUCAAAAGAAAUCGACAUCUUCAAAGGCAUAUAAGCAUCCACACAGGAGAGAAGAAAUAUGAAUGCCCAGAAUGUGAAAAAUACUUCAGAACAAAUGGUCUUCUUCAAAGCCAUCUAAAAAUCCAUUCAGGUGAGAAACCUCAUAAAUGCCUGGAGUGUGGAAAGAGCUUCAGACAUUUGGGAAACCUUUAUAGACAUCAAAGGAUCCACUGGAGAGAGAAACUGAAUAAAUGUCUGGAGGGCGGAGAGUCCUUUGGAAGACUCAGGAAUCUCCAAAGAAUUCAGAAAGGAGAAAAAAAGUAUCAAUGCCCGGAAUGUGAAAAAUCCUUAAAAACAAAUGGACAUUUUCAAAGGCAUCUAAGGAUCCACUUGGGAGAAAAGAAAUUUGAAUGCCCAGAAUGCGGAGAGUCCUUUGGAAGACUCAGGAAUCUCCAAAGAAUUCAGAAAGGAGAAAAAAAGUAUCAAUGCCCGGAAUGUGAAAAAUCCUUAAAAACAAAUGGACAUUUUCAAAGGCAUCUAAGGAUCCACUUGGGAGAAAAGAAAUUUGAAUGCCCAGAAUGUGAAAAAUCUUUCAAAAGAAAUGGACAUCUUGUAAACCAUCUAAGAAUCCACUCGGGAGAGAAACCAUAUAAAUGUCUGGAAUGUGGAAAAAGCUUUGUUGUUGCUGGACACCUCAAUCAACAUCAAAUGAUUCACUCGGGAGAGAAACCUUAUAAAUGUCUGGAGUGUGGGAAUAGCUUCAAUAGGAGGGGAAACCUUUAUAAACACCAAAGAAUCCAUUCAGGGGAAAAGCCAUAUAAAUGCCUGGAAUGUGGAAAGAGCUUCAAUAGGAGGGAACAUGUUUAUACACAUCAAAGAAUCCAUUCAGGGGAAAAACCAUAUAAAUGCCUCGAAUGUGGAAAGAGCUUGAAGCAGAAGAGAAGCCUUAAUAGGCAUCAAAUAAUCCAUUCAUUAGAGGGAGCAGAUAAAUUCCUGAUUUAUGGAAAGACAUUCAAUUACAGAGGAAACUUUUAUAAACCUCAAAGAAUCCACUCAGGAGAAAAACCGUAUAAGUGCCUAGAUUGUGGAAAGAGCUUUAUUGAGGGUGGACACCUCCGUCAACAUCAAAGAAUCCACACGGGAGAAAAACCAUAUAAAUGCCUGGAGUGUGGAAAGAGCUUCAGUCAGACAAGCAGCCUUUAUACACAUCAAAGGAUCCACACAGGAGAAAAACCGUAUAAGUGCCUAGAUUGUGGAAAGAGCUUUAUUGAGGGUGGACACCUCCGUCAACAUCAAAGAAUCCACACGGGAGAAAAACCAUAUAAAUGCCUGGAGUGUGGAAAGAGCUUCAGUCAGACAAGCAGCCUUUAUACACAUCAAAGGAUCCACACAGGAGAAAAACCACAUAAAUGCCUGGACUGUGGCAAGAGUUUGUCUUCAAAGAGAAACCUUUAUUCACAUAAAAAAAUCCACCGAAGAGAAAAACCAUAUAAAUGCCUUGAGAAUGGAAACAGCUUUACCGAGGAUGGAGAUCUUCAUUAACAUCAAAGGAUUCACAUGGGGGAAAAACUAUAAAUGUGGCUGAGUGUGGAAAUACGUUUAGUUAUGAUGUAUAUCUCAGUAACUGAAUUCAAUUGAAUCAUUUGUUUAGCUAAAUGUGGUUUAGCCCCCCUGCUCAGGCAGGAAAUCCUAUACCAUUUCAGACAAAUGGUUGCCGAAUCGCUUUUUAAAAGAUUUCAGUGAUGAAGCAUAAGUACUUCUCUAGGUAAGCCCUUCCGCUGCUUAAUUUUUCUCACUGUCAGGAAAUUUUCCCUUAAUUCCCGGUUACUUGUCUCCUUGGUUAUUUUCCAUCUAUUAUUUCUUGUCUUCCCUUCUGGUGCUUUGAAAAGUAGGCUGACCCCCUCUUCUUUGUGGCAGCCCCACAGAUAUUAGAACAGUGCUAUCAUGUCACCGCUACUCCUUUUUUUCACUAUCAUCUGGAUAGAGAAUCAGAGCUGGAAGGGACCUUGGAGGUCUUCUAGUCCAACCCCCUGCUUAAACAGGAGGCAGUGUAAUUUGAAACAAGUGACUGUCCAGUCUAUUCUUAAAAGCCUCCAGUCAUAAAGCACCUACAAUUUUUGGAAGGCAAGCUGUUCCACUGGUUGUUUUCAUAUAAUCAUAUAAAUAUCCAUAGAAAUGGAUAUGGUGUCACUACAAUAGCAAUUGUAUAUAGGCUUAUGUACCUCCCCAUAGUGUUUCCCAGUGUCCUGUGAGCAGCUUUCUGUAAGUGUUGAAAACUAUUGUACUUUCACCGCAGCUGCACGGUAACACUGCAAUUCUAAAACAGGCACAACUUCCCAAAUUUUGAUCCCAAAGGAAUAUAUGGGUCCUCUAUUUUGGACACAUUCUAUAGAGGUACAUUGGUUCCAAAAUUGUCCUAUUAUGCUAUUAUGUGAAUCAAAACACACAACCCAAAACAAAUAAUCCAGGCUCACUGCAGUGUUUAUUGAACAGUAUGUACUGCAGUGGCUGUCCUGCAAAAGAUUUAGUGGGAGACACUCCACUGCAGACCAACAGGUAUAUUUAUACAUUACAGAAAGUGGAAAAUAUUAGAGGAGAGAAGGUGAGGGUACAUAUUCUUAAAUAAUAAAUCUCAGUUUGCUUUUCUGUUAUCUACAGAAGACUAUGAUCGUAGAAGAAACACUUGGAUCUUGAGAUUCAGGGGUUGCUACUGGAACGUUGUGGGAAAACUUACCAAUUUCCAUUGUGCCCACAGUUCUUUCCAUGCGCCUGGAAAUUAGAGUUCUCUCCUGGGUUAAUUCUUCCCCUGAAAAUAAGGCUAUCGACCCUUCUGCACACACUAUCCUUCCAUACAUGCUGCUAGGCUGGGGAGUUAGGCUGUUCGUUUAUUUAUUUAUUUAUUUUAUUUAUUUAUUUAAUCACAUUUUUAUACCGCCCUAUCUCCCAAGGGACUCAGGGCAGUUUACAGCCUGAUAAAAAACAUACAUAUAAAUACAGAAUAAAACAUCAAUUAAAAAACUUAUUAAAUAAGGCCGAAUAUUUAAAAUAGCAAUAAAAAUAAUAAAACCCUAUUAAAACCAAAUUCAAAAUUUAAAAUUCUAGUCCAGUCCUGCGCAAAUAAAUAGAUGUGUCUUAAGCUCGCGGCGAAAGGUUCGAAGGUCAGGAAGUUGGCGAAGUCCUGGGGGAAGUUCAUUCCAGAGGGUGGGAGCCCCCACAGAAAAGGCCCUUCCCCUGGGUGUCGCCAGUCGGCACUGCCGGGCCGAUGGCACCCUGAGGAGUCCUUCCCUGUGAGAGCGCACAGGUCGGUGAGAGGCAAUCGGUGGCAGCAGACGGCCCAGUAAGUAACCCGGCCCUACGCCAUGGAGCACUUUGAAGAUGGUUACCAAAACCUUGAAGCGCACCCGGAAGGCCACAGGUAGCCAGUGCAGUCUGCGCAGGAGAGGUGUCACAUGGGAGCCAUGAGGGGCUCCCUCUAUCACCCGCGCAGCCGCAUUCUGGACCAACUGGAGCCUCCGGGUGCUCCUCAAGGGGAGCCCCAUGUAGAGAGCAUUGCAGUAAUCCAGACGAGAUGUCACGAGAGCAUGAGUGACCGUGCAUAGGGCAUCCCGGUCUAGAAAGGGGCGCAACUGGCGAACCAGGCACACCUGGUAAAAAGCUCUCCUGGAGACGGCCGUCAAAUGGUCUUCAAAGGACAGCCGUCCAUCCAGGAGAACGCCCAAGUUGCGCACCCUCUCCAUUGGGGCCAAUGACUCACCCCCAACAGUCAGCCGCAGCUGCAGCUGACUAUACCGGGAUGCCGGCAUCUACAGCCACUCUGUCUUGGAGGGAUUGAGUUUGAGCCUGUUUCUCCCCAUCCAGACCCGUACGGCUUCCAGAUAACGGGACAGCACUUCGAUAGCUUCGUUGGGGUGGCCCGGUGUGGAAAAGUACAGCUGAGUGUCAUCAGCGUACAGCUGGUACCUCACACCGAAACCACUGAUGAUCUCACCCAGCGGCUUCAUAUAGAUGUUGAACAGGAGGGGCGAGAGAAUUGACCCCUGCGGCACCCCACAAGUGAGGCGCCUCGGGGCCGACCUCUGCCCUCCCGUCAACACCGUCUGCGACCAAUCAAAGAGAUAGGAGGAGAACCACCGAUAAACGUUGCCUCCCACUCCCAAUCCCUCCAACCGGUGCAGCAAGAUACCAUGGUCGAUGGUAUCAAAAGCCGCUGAGAGAUCUAAUAGGACCAGGGCAGAGGAAUAACCCCUAUCCCUGGCCCUCCAAAGAUCAUCCACCAACGCGACCAAAGCCGUCUCAGUGCUGUAUCCGGGCUGAAAGCCGAACUGGAACGGGUCUAGAUAGACAGUUUCAUCCAGGUACCGGGGUAAUUGACAUGCCACCACACACUCUUUGCCGCAAAGCGAAGGUUGGAGACCGGACGAUAAUUACCUAAAACAGCUGGGUCCAGGGAAGGCUUCUUGAGGAGAGGUCUCACCACCGUCUCUUUCAAGGCGGCCGGAAAGACCCCCUCCAACAGAGAAGCAUUCGUAAUCCCCUGGAGCCAGCCUCGUGUCACCUCCUGCGUGGCCAGCACCAACCAGGAGGGGCAUGGGUCCAGUAAACUUGUGGUGGCAUUCAACCUACUGAGCAACCUGUCCAUGUCCUCGGGAGCCACAGGAUCAAACUCAUCCCAAACAAUCUCAACAAGACAGCUCUCUGACAUCUCACCUGGAUCCACCCAAUUUUGAUCCAGACCAUCCCGAAGCUGAACAAUUUUAUCGUAUAGAUAACCACUAAACUCCUUGGCACGUCCCUGUAAUGGGUCAUCCCGCUCCCCCUGUUGAAGGAGAGAGCGAGUCACCCGAAACAGGGCGGCCAGGCGAUAUCUGCCGACGCAAUGAGGGAGGAGACGUAACAACGUCUCGCUUCCCUCAAUGCCACUAGGUAGGUCCUGUUAUAAGACCUAACUAGUGUCCGAUCAGCCUCCGAACGACUGGACCUCCAGGAACUCUCUAGGCGUCUUCUCCGGCGUUUCAUCCCCCUCAGCUCCUCGGAGAACCAAGGAGCUGGUUGAGACCUACGCCGGGUCAGAGGCCGCAAAGGCACAACACGGUCUAAAGCCCCCGCCGCGGCCUGUUCCCAAGCCGCGACUAGUUCCUCAGCCAUGCCGUGAGCCAGACCCUCAGGAAACGGCCCAAGCUCCGUCCGGAACCUCUCCGGGUCCAUCAGGCGCCUGGGACGGAACCAACGUACUGGUUCCGUCUCCCUGCGGUGUUGAAUGGCGGUCAGAAUGUCCAUGCGAAGGAGAGUGAUCUGACCAUGACAAAGGUUCAGUGACUAAAUCCCUCAAGUCCAGAUCCUUCAACCACUGACCAGAGAUAAAAAUCAGGUCCAGUGUGCCUCCCCCAAUGUGAGUAGGGCCAUCAACUACUUGAGUCAGGUCCAAGGCCGUCAUGGAAGCCAUGAACUCCCGAGCUGCUGUCGAUGACAUGCUGGUCGAUGGCAAGUUAAAGUCCCCCAUGACCAUAAGUCUGGGGGUCUCCACUGCCACUCCAGCAAGCACCUCCAGGAGCUCGGGCAGGGCUGCUGUCACGCCGCAAGGAGCCAGAUACAUGACAAACAAGCCCAUCUGACACCUAUGACCCCACCUCACAAAGAGGGAUUCACAACCGGCAAUCUGA
This is a messenger RNA of Ahaetulla prasina, 5966 nucleotides long. Its product is annotated as zinc finger protein 345-like. The record is from RefSeq and is a predicted model, not a curated record. The coding region runs from base 1 to 1848 and encodes 615 amino acids. Gene Ontology annotation, biological process: regulation of transcription by RNA polymerase II. Gene Ontology annotation, molecular function: RNA polymerase II cis-regulatory region sequence-specific DNA binding; DNA-binding transcription factor activity. The transcript is spliced from 3 exons. NCBI's taxonomy places the organism in Eukaryota, Metazoa, Chordata, Lepidosauria, Squamata, Colubridae.